Messenger RNA from Rotaria sp. Silwood2, 1395 nucleotides. The record is from the annotation of a GenBank genome assembly. NCBI's taxonomy places the organism in Eukaryota, Metazoa, Rotifera, Eurotatoria, Philodinida, Philodinidae.
AUGCAUCCAAACGAAAAUAAUACAAAGAAUUCUCAUAGUGAAGAAGCACAUACAACUGGUACAGUUAUUCUGUUUUUAUCGUUUGCUGUCUUAGCCGCAUGUAUAUGCAAAUUAAUACUAUCACAAGUGUUGAAAAAUAAAUUUCCUGCUCCAUUCACAGUGAUCGUACUUAUUUUGGGCUUCAUUAUUGGUAUUAUUAUUGCACUUAUUAAUCAGAUGAGCAAUGAUUUUCUUCUUGGUGAAGAGCAAUUGAGAGAAAUCAAUCCUCAUCUUCUUUUUUAUAUUUUUUUACCAUUGCUUAUCUUCGAUUCAGCUUUCAAUAGUCAUUUUCAUAUUAUCCGACGUCAAAUUAUCUUGGGAAUACUUUUAGCUGGUCCCGGAGUUUUUAUAAGCAUGACCAUCGUCGCAUUAUGUGCGAUAUAUAUCUUUCCAUACAAUUGGUCGUUGAUAGAUGCUUUGAUGUUCGGAAGUAUCCUCAGUGCUACGGAUCCCGUUGCAGUUGUAGCAUUAUUGCACGAGUCUGGAGCAAGUAAAUCAUUGGCGGCAUUGAUUGACCUUGAAUCAUUACUCAACGAUGGUUCUGCAUUUGUUCUUUUCUCCAUUUUCAAAGAUAUUGUAAUUAAACAAAGCACAACUGCCAAGAAAAUCAUUAUCGAUAUUGUCAAGUUUAGUAUUGGAGGUCCUGUAUUUGGUUUUGCCUGUGGUAUCUUAACCGUAUUUGUUUUAAAUUUGGUUAAUAACGAAUUGGAAAUAGAAAUCAUAUCAACAUUUGGCCUGGCCUAUCUGGUUUUCUACGCUGCUGAUGUUGAACUCGGUGUUUCAGCGGUAUUGGCUCUAGUUGUCAUGGGAUUGUUUAUGGCCAAACAUAAAUAUUGUAUUAGUAGUCAUGUACAACUUCCGAUAGCUAGCACUUGGCGUAUUAUUAUCUAUUUUAUAAAUAUUCUAAUUUUUAUCAUCACAGGUAUUAUUUUGGCUCAUUCAUUAGUUGGCACUCAAAAACAUAUUGACGGGCGCGAUUUUGGACUCUCAAUAGUUUUGUAUCUUGCUCUGCAUGUGGCACGCUUGCUGUCCAUUGGCAUUCUUUAUCCAUUUGUCAACUGGAGUGGUGUUCAGCUCUCAUGGAAAGAACAUAUUGUUCUGACUUGGAGUGGUUUACGAGGUAGCAUGGCAGUGAUCUUGGCUUUAAUUGUUAAAUCAGAGGAAGAUAUUGAUGAGGCAACAAGGAAUCGGGUGCUCUUUCAUGUUUGUAUGAUUGCACUCCUUACUCUGAUUAUUAAUGGAACCAGCAGCAAGUUCUUGGUGAAAUUUCUUGGAUUAGACCAUGGUAUGUGUACUUAUGCUCAUACAAAUUCAAACAUUCGUUUUCACAUAUCAAUAUCAGAUGAAGCGAUGUAG